Cooperia oncophora is the source of this 573-nucleotide messenger RNA. The record is from the annotation of a GenBank genome assembly. Lineage: Eukaryota; Metazoa; Nematoda; Chromadorea; Rhabditida; Trichostrongylidae.
AUGGACAUUGGUAGAGAUAUGAAAUUGGAAUUCGGUGGAAUGGGCGACUCGGUUGGACCAGCUGUUCAAAAUCAGAACAGCUCACUUUACAACGAAUUAAUGGCAUCUUCUGGAUUACUCACACUGGGAGGUCGAAUUCGAAGGGUGUCGGCCGGUGAUUUGGAAUUAUUAGCUGAAUUGGGUCACGGAAGCUGUGGACAUGUAUCGAAAAUGCGAUAUGAUGCCAAUAUCAUUGCCGUAAAAACUAUGCCAAGAAGCAGCAAUCCGGUUGAAAGCAAGCGAAUCAUCAUGGAUCUUCGAAUAUUAUCGCGUGCAUAUGAUUGUCCUCAUAUUGUUCACUCAUAUGGAUAUAUAAUUACCGAGAACGAGGUUAUGAUAUGCAUGGAAGCUAUGGCUUCUUGCCUGGACUUGUUAUUGAAGCGAACGGGCAAUGAACCGAUACCGGAGCCUAUAGUUGGAAAAAUGUCCGUGAGUGUCGUGAAAGCACUCGACUAUCUCAAAGAAAAUCAUAACGUGAUUCAUCGUGAUGUCAAAGCCGUCAAACAUUUUGCUAGACUGGAAUGGCGUGAUUAA